Molecule: messenger RNA, 1271 nt
Organism: Prorocentrum cordatum
Lineage: Eukaryota; Dinophyceae; Prorocentrales; Prorocentraceae
Source: the annotation of a GenBank genome assembly
GGCGCCGACGGGCCACCAGGCCGCGGCUCUGCCUCCGGCUUCAGAGGUGCGAGCAAGGGGCCGCCCACCUCUCGCGGCCGCGGCGCCGCGGCGUUCGGAUGGAGCUGGCGAGAGAGCCGGCGCCCGGGCUGUGCCUGCGCCGCGCCGUCCAGCGCGAUGAUGGGGCCGACGCUGGCCGGGUGAUAGGGGUUAUCAGGCGCGUGGUGUCGGACAACCCCGGCGGGGCGGCGCUCGGGAUGGAAUGCUUCGGGACGACCGACCCGUAUCUCGCGUGGUGGUUGGAGUUCCACCGUGGUCGUGACCAGGCGGUCUAUUUACACGUGUGCAAGGGACUGGGGAGCUCCUGCCUUUAUCGAGGGCCAGGAGCGGGGAUCUCCGUCCUGCGCGCGAGGGCCCCUCAGCGACUUUCUCCAGCGGGGGCGGCUGACAUCCGCGUGGCGAUGCUGCAGGAGUACGAGGGCUGCCCUGGGCUGCCGCAGGACGUUGCUGCGGCCGAGCUGGCCGCGGCGGUGGUCGAGCCUGUGCCUGUUGACAGCGCCCGCGGCGAGGGCGCCGACUUUCCCCCUCGGAAGCGCCCUGCGGCCGCUGACGGGCCGAGCGACCUCGUCGAGCUCGACGGCGAGAAGCUGGCAAACGACGGGGCCUUCGAGGAGCUGGAGCGCGAGCUGCGAGCCUUGGAGGGCAGGGCAGAAGCCGCCGCCCCGGAGGCGAUGGGCGGCUACCGCGAGCGCCUGGCCGAGCUGAGGACCAAGCUCGACGAGGCCCGGCGACGCUGCAAGGGAGCUGGCAAGAAGCGCUCGAAGCACGGUGAGUUGAUUCGGAGCAGGAUCGCGGGCCAGAUGCUGCCAACCGCGGGCGCUUCCAGUUACUCGACUGGUGGGCAGGCUGGCUCGGGUGAGAAGGCGGUGCUGCGCGCGCUGGCGAACUACCUUCGCAAGAAGGGGCCUGGCGACCCGUUCGACAGCGACGAGGAGCAGAUUGCUGGAGAGGAGAUUGGCGAGGACAGGUACAGGGUGCCGCGGACGCUGUGCGAGUACCUGAUCGUCAAGGGCAAGUCUGUGCACGCGCUGGACUACAUCUUCUGCAGGAUCAAAGCGCUGCAGAAGGCGAUCAGGGACGGCCGCGCGCGAACGGCGAAGCGGUUCGAGCUGAUCCCGCCCGACAGCGGAGACUUCAGCUUGUUGGUUGAGGACGAGGAGCAGGGUGCCGGCAUCGAGGCGGCGGAGGUCAGGAUGGCCCAGCUGCUGGGGAAGCUGGGCGGCCGCGGCUAG